Molecule: messenger RNA, 369 nt
Organism: Aegilops tauschii subsp. strangulata
Lineage: Eukaryota; Viridiplantae; Streptophyta; Magnoliopsida; Poales; Poaceae
Source: RefSeq, a predicted model, not a curated record
AUGUAUCUCCUGGUUUAUGUUGAUGACAUCAUUCUCAUCAGUUCCUCUGACGCUGCUGCUGAUCGCCUUGUGACUGCUCUCAGUGAUAACUUUGUUGUCAAGGAUUUAGGUGCACUGCAUUUCUUCCUUGGUCUGGAGCCUGCACCGUCGUGUGAGCUCUCAGCUUUCUCUGAUGCAAACUGGGUUGGUAGUCCUGAUGACAGGCGAUCCACGGGGGGAUAUGCGGUAUUCCUUGGUUCUAACUUGAUCGCCUGGAAUGCUCGUAAGCAGGCCACAGUCUCUCGCAGUAGUACUGAAGCUGAGUACAAAGCUGUUGCUGAUGCAACUGCUGAGAUCAUAUGGCUUAUAGCUGCGCAGUUUUUGUUUUAA